Molecule: messenger RNA, 1509 nt
Organism: Pedinophyceae sp. YPF-701
Lineage: Eukaryota; Viridiplantae; Chlorophyta; Pedinophyceae
Source: the annotation of a GenBank genome assembly
AUGCGGUUCAAGAUAUCAUUCCACUUCGGAGGCGGCCGAUGGCGGUGCGGCACGGACCGUGGUGCGAACGACGACGACGAGCGGCUCGCAGCGCAGGCGCCGAAAGCGCCAGUCGUCGAAGGCGGCACGGACUUCGUUGCCAACCUCGAUGGCGACAAGCGCGGGCUCGUGAACGAGCUCCACCGGCGGCUGGGCGCCUCGGGGGCGGCGUCGCGGCUCAAGGAGCACGGCGAGAGCGUCGAGGCUGCCACGGCGUUCCGGUGGCUGGACGCGCGCGACUGGGACAUCGAGCGCGCGGAGAAAUGCCUCCAGGAGCACGCGGCGUGGCGCGAGACCACGGCCCGGGAGUGGAAGGGCCGGGGCGCGGAGGCCGCGGAGGCGAUGCGCGCCAUGAACGCAUCGAUGCUAGGGGUGGGGCUUGACGACGGGCAGGCCGUGGUGGCCCUGAACGCCCGCCCGGAGCCCGGGCACGCCAAGCCUGCUCCCGCGACCGUCGAGCGGUGCAUCUGCAUGGCGAUGGAGGCCGGGAUGGCGGCCGCUGACGUCCGUUACAACCCCACGCGCAAGGUCGCGGUGCUGUUGGACCUGACCGGGGUGCGGAUGGGCGAUCUCGACGUCGCCACGCUCCGCGGGAUCAUGUCCGUGCUGCAGUCGCACUUCCCCGAGGCGCUAGCGCGGCUCUGGUUCGUGAACGCGCCGUUUGUGUUCUCUGGCAUCUGGCGCGCGGUGUGUCCCUUCGUGGCGCAGCGCACGCGCAACAAGAUCGCGUUCUGCAACAACGCGCGCAUCUCCGCGGACCUCACCGACCGCCUCGGCGCCGACGGCCUCCCGGCGGCCUACGGCGGCGUCGUGGCCGCGCAGCACAUCUCGCCCGCUGGCGUCGAGCCGCCGAGGUCGACGCGGGCGUCGCGGACGUCGCGGACGUCGCGGCGGCUCUCGCACGCAGGCCCGCCCGCGCAGCGGCCGGCGGAGCCGCGCAACUGGUGGUCGUGGCUGCCGUGGGGCGACGCAGGUCCGCAAGAGGUCUCACGCAACAGCGUCGUCGCGGACACCCCGCGGGAGGCAACGCGCGGCGCAGGGGACGUCGGGGCGCCGGGGCCGGAGGAAGCGCCGGAGCGGAGGAGGUUCCGGCCGCUGCGGACCCUGGUGGACGUGACGACGCUUGCGGCGGUGUUUAAGGCGGUGACGAUGCGGCCGCUGUACCUGGCGGCGGCGGCGGCGUGGGCGCCGGUGUGGUGGGCGUGGCGGCGGCGGCCGGGCCGCGCGCGAGCGGCGCCGGUGAUGCGGCAGCUGAGCGCGGAGCGCACCGCGAGGCGGCGGCGCGGGUCGGCGCAGCGCAGCGCCCGCGCGUGCCGCGCCCGCGGAAGUCGAAGGGCGGGUGGGCUCGGCGGAGCCGCGCGGAGGACGCGCAGGCGUUCCGGCCGGACCCGUUCGCGCGUGACGGGGCGCAGCGGCGACGACGCGGAAAGCAUUCGCGCCUGCCGUCCUCGGAGGGCCCGCUCUUCCUGA